Messenger RNA from Cucumis sativus (cucumber), 1908 nucleotides. Its product is annotated as beta-glucosidase 12. The transcript has 12 exons. The record is from RefSeq and is a predicted model, not a curated record. Gene Ontology annotation, molecular function: beta-glucosidase activity. Gene Ontology annotation, biological process: carbohydrate metabolic process. Bases 16 to 1617 code for a protein of 533 amino acids. NCBI's taxonomy places the organism in Eukaryota, Viridiplantae, Streptophyta, Magnoliopsida, Cucurbitales, Cucurbitaceae.
AAAAAAAUUAUCCUAAUGAUCAACCAACAGCAAAUAAUUCCAAAAAAACUUCACAUUUUUCUUGUUUGCAUUCACAAAAGAGGAAGAAAAGUCAUGGAUUUGAAAGGAUAUCUUGUGGUAAAGCUUGCUUUUAUUCUUGUUGGUGUUGUAAGUGGAAACAAUAGCUAUGGUGUCGACUCCAAUUUGAAUAGAAAUAGUUUCCCACAAGGCUUUGUUUUUGGGUCUGCUUCAUCAUCUUACCAAUACGAAGGAGCUGCAAAUAAAGAUGGUCGACGACCUAGUAUUUGGGAUACCUUCACACACAAAUAUCCAGGCAAGAUUCAAGAUGGGAGCAAUGGAGAUAAAGCUAAUGAUGCUUACCAUCGCUAUAAGGAAGAUGUUGGGAUUAUGAAAGAUAUGAAUUUUGAUGCUUAUAGAUUUUCAAUUUCUUGGUCAAGAAUUCUGCCAAAUGGAGAACUCAGUGGAGGAGUGAACCAAAAUGGAAUUGAAUACUACAACAACCUUAUCAAUGAGUUAGUAGCUAAAGGAAUAAAGCCAUUUAUUACACUCUUCCAUUGGGAUCUUCCCCAAGCCUUAGAAGAUAAAUAUGGUGGUUUCUUGAGUCCUCAUAUUGUAAAUGAUUUUCAAGACUACGCCGAACUUUGCUUCAAAACUUUUGGAGAUAGAGUAAAGCAUUGGAUCACAUUGAACGAACCAUGGACAUAUAGCAUGGGAGGUUAUGCACAAGGCUCUUUUGCUCCAAAUAGAUGCUCUGACUGGCAGAACCUCAACUGUAGUGGUGGCAACGCUGCUACUGAGCCAUAUAUUGCUUCUCAUUAUCAGAUUCUUGCUCAUGCUGCUGCAGUCAAACUCUAUAGAGAUAAAUAUCAGAAAUCUCAAAAGGGUUUGAUAGGAAUAACAUUGGUAUCUCAUUGGUUUGUUCCUGUUUCAAAUGGAAGAAGAGAGCGGAAUGCUGCAUAUAGAGCUCUUGAUUUCAUGUUUGGUUGGUUCAUGGAUCCAUUAACAUUUGGAGAAUAUCCAAAGAGCAUGCAAUCCCUUGUUAGAAAGAGACUUCCAACCUUCACAAAAGAGCAAUCUGAGUUAGUGAAAGGGUCCUUUGAUUUUCUUGGAUUCAACUACUACACUGCCAAUUACGCAUCAUAUACGCCACCUCCCAACGCCAACCACAUGACCUACUUCUCUGAUGCUCGUGCUGCUCUCUCAACCGAGCGUAAUGGCGUUCCCAUCGGUCCGAAGGCAGCUUCCCCAUGGCUUGCAGUUUACCCUAGGGGCAUUCGUGAUGUACUUUUGUAUAUCAAAGGAAAGUACAAUGAUCCCCUCAUCUAUAUUACAGAAAAUGGUGUUGAUGAGUUUAACAAUGCCUCUCUCCCUUUAAAGGAAGCACUUGUGGACAACUUCAGAAUUGAUUACUAUAAAGCUCAUCUCUCUUUCCUAAAAAAAGCAAUUGAGGAUGGUGUGAGAGUAAAGGGGUAUUUUGCAUGGUCAUUGUUGGACAACUUUGAAUGGUCAAGUGGCUAUACAGUAAGAUUUGGCAUCAACUUUGUUGAUUACAAAGAUGGAUUUAAAAGAUACCCUAAAAGCUCAGCUCAUUGGUUCAAGAAAUUCCUCAAACACUAGAGUUAUCUGGUCAAUAUAUGGACCAAAGAGUAAAGCAUUCCUCAAACACUAGAGUUAUCUGGUCAAUAUAUGGACCAAAGAGUAGCAUGAGAGAGAGGUUUAUCUAAUAUAUGGGAGGACUGCUUCUUACUCGUUAAGAGCAACUUCCUCAUACAUGUGUGAAGUUCAAACACUUCAAUGGACGAAUGAUUUUGGUGUAAUUUUGUCCAAUUGCAAUUGUAUGAAUCUUAUAAUAUUUCUGAACAUAUAUAUGCACUUCAUUUUAAUAACUUAGUUAUUGUUUAUGGUUUC